AUGGGGGAGCCAACAAGCGACCGGGCUGUUGCCAGGACUUGGUCGAAAUUCCGCCGCGUCGUGUCAAAGAACUGGGCCGACCUUAAGAGCUUAGGUGCAGCCACAGCAGCAGGUGUGCUUCCUGAUAUGGGUCAAUCGGCCCCUCCUCUGGAAGAAGUACCCUUUGUGGAGGCUGCAUUCAAGGGGGACCUCAAGCUCGUGUCGCAGCUGAUGUCCGAGGGCGCGAACUUGACGCAGUCAGCACUGUUGCCGGAUUAUGGGGAGGCCUCACCCCUGGGGGCUGCGAUAUGUGUCAACGACAUCGAUAUUGCAAGGCUGCUAAUCGACAACAUGUCACAAGCCCAGCUGGGGAUCCGCUAUGGGCCGCAGAAGCUCACGGCACUCCACCUCGCAGCAGGAAUGGGCCGCGACGAGAUCGCUGAGGCCCUUGUGGCCAAGGGCGCCGAUUUGCGGAUCCCUGAUGCCGCUGGCAACACGCCCCUGGUGCUGGCUGUGCAGAAUUGCCACCUGAGCAUGGUGUGGAUCAUCUGCGAGAAGGCUAAAAUGGCAGGGCUGAGCCAAUACCUGGAUGAGUAUAACAGCAAAGGCCAGACAGCGCUGCAGGUUGCCUGCGAGCUUGGGGAGCUGGCGAUCGUGUCGUGCCUGCUGAAGCAGGGCGCUGACCCCAACAAGCCAACCAAGGGGUGGGGAAAGGGCGGACAGACGCCGCUGUGGGUGGCAGCCAUGGCAGGGCAUGCGGAUUGUGUGCAGACACUGUUGACUUCAGGCACGCGCGUGAACAUCGACAUGAAGACCCGCCGGGGUCUGACGCUGCUGCACUUGGCCGUGCUGAUGGACCACCCCUCGAUCGUCAGCCUGCUGAUGGAGCAUGGCGCGGACAUCGAGACCGGCCAUAUGCGGCUGGAGGAGGUGCUGCAGGUCGGGGAGGACUUCCCGAACCCUCUGCUCCUGGCGUGCGCCUAUGGGAGGCCGGAGUGCCUGCAGGCGCUGCUGAUGGGCCCCCGCGAGGACGUCUCCCGCAUCCUGGAGAAGCCCUGCCGCGUGGACGCCACGGCCGUCGUGGUCGAGCGCCUCGUCGGCCGCGUGCCGGAGGCCGCCCAGACGCCCAUGGCCUGGGCCGUGCAGUUCCCCUGCAAGCUGGUGCGCAAGUCCCUCCGCGUGAUGGGCAUCGGCGGCGAGGUCCAGUUCACCAGCGGCGCCGAUGCGAUGGACGCCCGCCACGCGGAGUGCGUGCGCGUGCUGCUCGCGGCCGGGGCUGGGAUCACCGGGGAUCAGCUGAUCGCGCUGAGGGCGGGAUUGGACGCGUUGAGGGAGAAGGGGGAGGGGGAGGCGGUGGUGGGGCGGCUGGAGGUGGUGCUGAGGGACGCCGUGCGACAGUGCGAGGGGUGCGGGGCGUGGGGGGCGUGGCCCGGCGUGGCGCAGGGUGGGCCGAUCUUCUGCUCGGGCGGGUGCCGGACGAAGCGAUGA
This is a messenger RNA of Ostreobium quekettii, 1467 nucleotides long. The record is from the annotation of a GenBank genome assembly. NCBI's taxonomy places the organism in Eukaryota, Viridiplantae, Chlorophyta, Ulvophyceae, Bryopsidales, Ostreobiaceae.